Messenger RNA from Trifolium pratense (red clover), 1331 nucleotides. RefSeq lists its product as uncharacterized. The transcript has a single exon. NCBI's taxonomy places the organism in Eukaryota, Viridiplantae, Streptophyta, Magnoliopsida, Fabales, Fabaceae. The record is from RefSeq and is a predicted model, not a curated record. The coding region runs from base 1 to 1155 and encodes 384 amino acids.
AUGGUACCUCAAUCAGGUGUUUUUCAUAAUCAGGGAGAAGUUUGUAAGUUGAAGAAAGCUUUAUAUGGUUUGAAACAAGCUCCGCGAGCUUGGUUUGAAAAGUUCUCAACUGUGAUUUCAUCUCUUGGAUUUCGCUCUAGUGAUUAUGAUUCUGCUUUAUUUGUCAGGACAACUUCUCAUGGACGUAUCAUACUAUCUUUAUAUGUUGAUGAUAUGAUUAUUACAGGUGAUGAUGUUGAUGGAAUUGAUGAGGUAAAAUUACAGUUAGCUAAAAAAUUUGAGAUGAAGGAUUUGGGCCCUCUUCGAUAUUUUUUGGGGAUUGAAGUUGCCUACUCUCGUAAAGGUUAUCUUCUAUCUCAAAGCAAGUACAUUUCCAACAUUCUAGAACAAGCUCGCCUCUCUGAUAAUCGAGCAAUAGAUAGUCCGCUUGAGCUGAAUGUGAAAUAUGCUCCCUCUGAUGGGGUUCCUCUAGCAGACCCCACUUUAUAUCGUACUUUGGUUGGAAGCUUGGUGUAUCUUACUAUUACUAGACCUGAUAUUGCUUAUGCAGUGCAUGUUGUUAGUCAGUUUGUUGUUUCUCCCACUACAGUACAUUGGGCAGCCGUGCUUCGUAUUUUGCGUUAUCUUCGGGGAACUCAGUUUCAGAGCCUUUUAUUCCCCUCGUCUUCUUCCUUGGAGUUAUGUGCUUACUCUGAUGCUGAUUGGGCUGGUGAUCCUAUUGACCGCAAAUCUACCACAGGGUUUUGUAUUUUUCUUGGAGAGUCUCUCAUCUCUUGGAAGAGUAAAAAACAGGACAUUGUCUCCCGCUCUUCUACAGAAGCUGAGUAUCGUGCUAUGGCAUCCACCACCACUGAAAUAGUUUGGUUGCGUUGGCUACUUUCUGAUAUGGGUAUCUCUCUUUCUCAACCAACUCCUAUGUAUUGUGAUAACAAGAGUGCAAUUCAAAUUGCCCACAACUCGGUCUUCCAUGAACGUACCAAACAUAUUGAGAUUGAUUGUCACUUCACACGUCACCAUCUUCAGCAUGGCACCAUUACUUUGCCGUUUAUUUCUUCUUCCUUGCAGAUUGCUGAUUUGUUCACGAAAACACAUUCUAUUAAACGUUUUCGUUUCUUGAUUGACAAACUCUCGAUGCUCUCUGUUAAUGCAUCGUGAGUUUGAGGGGAGAUAUUAGAUAAUAAUUAUAUUAUUAUUAUAUAGGGUAGUUUAGUCUUUUCUAAUUUCUAGUUUAUAUACUCUAUUGUACUAUUGUUUCAUUAAGCUUUGCUCAUAUGAUUGAAACCCUAACCUAAAGGGUGUUCUCUUCUCCUUUGUUAUUCUUCUUCUCUAUA